Molecule: messenger RNA, 6404 nt
Organism: Acipenser ruthenus (sterlet)
Lineage: Eukaryota; Metazoa; Chordata; Actinopteri; Acipenseriformes; Acipenseridae
Product: neural cell adhesion molecule L1-like
Biological process (GO): axon guidance; cell-cell adhesion
Cellular component (GO): axon; plasma membrane
Molecular function (GO): protein binding
Source: RefSeq, a predicted model, not a curated record
GCCCCCCGAAGUGGCAGAAGGAGACGAUCGCCCCGAUCGAGGCGGAGGUGGGGGAUAGCGUGGUGCUGCCCUGCAACCCCCCGGUCAGCACCGUGCCCCCCCAAAUCUACUGGAUGAACAUAAAUCUGCAGCACAUCACUCAGAGCCCGCGGGUCACUCAGGGCCGAAACGGGAACCUGUAUUUCUCCAACGUGGAGAAGAGCGACACCAAGAACGACUACAUGUGUCACGCGCGCUUCAUCGGAGCACGCACCAUCGUGCAGAAAGAGCCCAUCGAGCUGCGCGUGCGAGACUCAAAUUCGGUGAAGAACCGCGGGCCCCGUAUCCUGAUGCCCCAAGGAGAGAGGAGCUCUUACCUGGCAUUGAGAGGACACAGCCUGGAGCUAGAGUGCAUCGCAGAGGGGCUCCCGACCCCUGAGAUAGUCUGGGUGCGGAGGGAGGGGGUGAUGCCAGAGGGGAGAGCGAGCCUGGAGAAUUUCAACAAGCUGCUGAGAAUCGAGAACAUCACCGAGUCGGACGAUGGAGAGUACCAGUGCACUGUGAGCAACCAGGGGGGCAGAGAGAGACACAUCUACAUCGUCUCUGUGGAGGCGGCCCCCUACUGGGUGAGGCAGCCGGAGAGCGGGUUGUACGGGCCGGGCGAGACGGUGCGGCUGGACUGCGACGUGGAGGGGAAACCCAAACCCAGCAUCGUCUGGAAGAUCAACGGAGAGCCCCUCACAGACACAGACUCGGAUCUCAGGCACAGUGUGAAGGGCAGCUCUCUGAUUCUCCACAACGCGCAGUCGAGAGACACGAGUGUGUUCCAGUGUGAGGCCAACAACACUCACGGGACCAUCCUCGCCAACGCCUACGUCUACGUCAUCAGCCUCCCUGCUCAGAUCCUCUCUCCCGAUAAUCAGCUCUACAUCGUGGCCGAGGAUCAGGCCGCCUUCCUGGACUGCAGGACCUUUGGAGUGCCAAGGCCGGAUGUGACCUGGUCCCGCGAUGGUAAAGACUCGUUCUCUAUCCUGGAGGACCCGCGCUUCUCUCUCUACACUAACGGGACCCUGCACCUCGUCUCCGCCUCUCGAGAGGACAGCGGCCAAUUCAGCUGCACCGUGAACCCCGAGGCAGAGAACAUCUCCAUCAGCGCCACCCUUGAGAUCCGCAAUAAGACAGUGAUUGUGGUCCCGCCCGGUGAUCAGAGGGUGCCCAGAGGAGGCACGGCUGAGUUCAGCUGCAAAGCCCAGUACGACAGCCGCCACUUCCAUUCCAAGCAGCCGGACCCCAUGUGGAGGAGAGACGGGCGCAAGAUCGCUGAGACAGCCGACAGCAGCAAGUACGUGUUUGACGGUCACAAGCUGGUUAUCGAUGCGGUGGAGGAGGAGGAUGAGGGAGUGUACACUUGCAUCGCAGCCUCCUCCAUCGACUCUGACGAGGCCAGAGGCAGACUCCUGGUCCUGGAUGUUCCGGACCCCCCCGUUGACCUCGUGCUCUCGGACCCCCAGGAUCGCAGCGUCAUUCUGUCCUGGACCCCCUCCAACGACCACAACAGCCCCAUACUGGAGUAUGUGAUAGAGUACUCAACUAUGCUGAAUCAGGGUGUCUGGAGUGAGCUGACGAGAGUGAACGAGAGUGAGACGUCCGCGUUGCUCAACCUCUUCCCAUUCCUGAAGUACCGGUUCCGGGUCAUCGCUGUCAACGAGCUGGGAAAGAGCGGAGCCAGCGCGCCAUCGGACUCCUUCGAAACACCUGCCGCAGCUCCAGACAGUAACCCGACUGGGGUGAGAGGAGAGGGGAACCAGACCGAUAACAUGGUCAUCCACUGGGAGCCCAUCAGGCAGCUGCAGUGGUGUGGCCCCGGGUUCAAGUACCAGGUUUCGUGGCGGCAGGCUGGCGAGUCGGAGUGGCGCGAGGCGUCCACUGAGUCCCCCGUGUUUGUGGUGACGGGGAGCCCCCCCUUCACCCCCUAUCACAUCAGAGUGAGGGCCACCAACGAGAGGGGCCUGGGGCCCGAGCCAGACACCGUCACAGGGUACUCGGGAGAGGACUUACCUCUCUCCAGUCCUCUGAAUGUAGCGGUGGAGUUUCUCAAUCGCACCCUUAUCAAUGUGACCUGGAGCCCUGUCCCCAGAGAGAGUGUGAGAGGCCACCUGAAAGGAUACAAGGUUCAUUGCUGGAGGUCCCGCUCUCUGCUGGAGAGACCGAAGCGCCAGUCCUCCGACCGCUUCUCCGUCACCGUGGCGGGGGGGCGGAGCCACGCCCUGCUCUCCGGCCUGCAGCCCUUCAGCGUCUACUACGUGGAAGUGAACGUCUUCAACGGGAGAGGGGAGGGGCCAGCCAGCGAGCCGCUGAGAUUCGACACGCCCGAGGGGGUCCCCGGCCCCCCUGCCUCUCUCUCCCUGGACAGCCCCUCAGAGUCGCUGUUGAUUCUGCAGUGGCAGCCCCCCCUGCAGCCCAACGGGAACCUGACUGGCUAUGAGCUUCACUACCAGCAGAUUAGCGAGUCAGGGAACAGUCACCUGACAGACGUGGAGUUAAAGCCGCACGAGUUGAACUGGACCGUGCUGGACGUGGACCCGCGCAGCCUGUACCGCUUCUACCUGAAAGCACGCACGAGCGCCGGGGCGGGGCCGCACGUCUUCACUGAGGGCUCCGCCCUGCUGGAGGGAGCCCUGCCCAAGUUGGAUAACAUCAGCAUUAUCUCUGGAAAGACCUUCUCUAAUAUCAGCUGGGUCCCGCGCGAGGGCUACCGGGACGUGGAGUUUCAAAUUCAAUACCUCAACAAACACAGGUCUAACAGUCCCUGGCAGGUUAUGGAGAAGGUGAGCUCGACCCAGUCCUUCUAUCAGAUCCAGAACCUGGAGCCCGGGACAAGUUACCGGGUCCGAUUUACCGUCAAGAACAGAACGGCUGAAGUGAGCUUCUGGGAGCACAGCAUCCAGACUGCCGGGCCGGCCCUCUCUGAGCUCCACGGUGGGUUUGCCACACAGGGCUGGUUCAUCGGGCUGAUCAGCGCUUUGGUUCUGCUGCUCCUCAUCCUGCUCAUCGGCUGCUUCAUCAAGAGGAGCAGAGGGGGCAAGUACUCCGUGAAGGCUAAGGAGGAAGGACAGGUGGACUCAGAAGCCCGGCCAAUGAAGGACGAGACGUUUGGAGAGUACAGAUCCCUGGAAAGUGAGAACGAGGAGAAGCCCGACUCUGGCAGCCAGGCCUCGGUCAUCGCCAAUCUGAAGCCCCUGGGCAGUGACGACAGCCUGGCCGAUUACGGGGGCAGCGUGGACGUGCAGUUCAACGAGGACGGCUCCUUCAUCGGCCAGUACAGCGGGAAGAAAGAGCCCGGCGCGGCCGCGGGUCACGAGAGCUCGGGCCCCGCCUCCCCAGUGAACCCCCCCGCCACCGCGGGGCCCCUGGAGUGAGGGGUCGGGGAGCAGGGGCCCCAGCUUCUGAUAAAGGAUACCACAGAACCACGACGCUUUAAAAAAACGUUUACCAGGGUUACAAAGCAUUGUGAAGCACAGAGAGGCAUGGUAAAGAAUAUUAAAAAACAAACCAAGGUCAACUAACCCUUCUAAAAGUUUCCCACAGUAAAAGCACAGCACAGUGUGAUGGAGCAAAAAACAAACCACACAGUAUAAUUAUGGUGAGAGAAAGUUACUGUCCUCAAUUUACCGUGGGAAACUUUUCUGAGGGACACAGCGUGUUUAAUUGGCUGCUUUUGAGGUUUUCGGCUAGGAUUUCAGCUUCUAUAGUACAUUGAUAUCCUAUUUCGUCAUUUUUUUUUUUUUUUUUUAAGAUUGAAUGACUUGUAAUGUUUCUGCGUGUCGGGUGUCUCAGAUCGCGUUGAGAGUGUGCUUCAUUCUCUUGCGUUCUUUGUGUGACAGACAAAGAGAAUCUCAUUUAAAAGCUGACCGGAGCGUUAGGAGUGGCAGAUUUGCUUGAACUAAUAGAGCCAUGUAAACACAUAGUGUAUCCCUUAACAGAAGCUGGAUAUUGCUAUAUUGUGGCUAAACUCUCCUCCCCUUUAAAACACGCUAGCAGGAGCGAGCGCGAUUGCACACUUUGGUACAGGACAGGGGGGCGGUGUGUUUAAAAGGGGAGACUGGGGGUGUUAAAGGGGAAGUCAGUUUAGCCUCGGUAGACUCUCCGCAGGGCCCCGCGCAUCCUUUUCAACCUAUGACCCCAUUCCUCAAACCCUGUGGACCAAUCGCAUUGCUUUGAAUGGAAAUCAAAACGCAAACCGUGCGCUGCCUAACAUAUCCUCUCUAUCUCUCUAUCUCUCUCUCUAUCUCUCUCUCUAUCUGUCUCUCUGUCUCGAUCUGUCUAUCUGUCUCUCUAUCUGUCUCUCUCUCUGUCUCUCUCACUCUAUCUAUCUCUCUCUCACUGUCUCUCUCUGUCUCUCUCACUCUAUCUCUCUCUCUCUCUAUCUCUCCAUCUGUCUCGAUCUGUCUAUCUGUCUCUAUCUGUCUCUCUCUCUCUCUGUCUCUCUCUGUCUCUGUCUGUAUCUGUCUCUCUCUCUGUCUCUCUCUCUCUGUCUCUAUCUGCCUCUCUCUCUGUCUCUCUCUGUCUCUGUCUGUAUCUGUCUCUCUCUCUGUCUCUCUAUCUGUCUCUGUCUCUCUCUCUCUCUCUCUCUCUCUCUGUCUCUCUCUGUCUCUGUCUGUAUCUGUCUCUAUCUGUCUCUGUCUCUCUAUCUCUCUGUCUCUCUCUCUGUCUCUGUCUGUAUCUGUCUCUAUCUGUCUCUGUCUCUCUAUCUCUCUGUCUCUCUCUCUGUCUCUGUCUCUCUGUCUCCCUCUCCCUCUCUCUCUCUCUGUCUCUCUAUCUGUCUCUCUCUCUGUCUCUGUCUCUCUCUGUCUCUGUCUGUAUCUGUCUCUCUCUCUCUGUCUCUCUGCCUGUCUCUCUCUCUCUGUCUCUAUCUGUCUCUCUCUCUCUCUCUCUGUCUUUUCUGUGUCGUUCUGUGUGCCGGAGUGGAGCGUGUGUUUGAUACGGUUUUGCCGCCACUAGCGGCAAAUCGCGCUCCCUUAGUAGUGGUGACCGAGGGCGUCCAGUCUAAACGUGCCAAAUCCAGACAGAGCAGUCCAAGCAAGUGCCAGAGAUACAGAGAGACAGAGAGACAGAGAGACAGAGAGACAGAGAGACAGAGAGUCCUCCAUAUCGCUCUGUUAUACAAAAGUAAUGAUUUUCUGGUUCGAUUCCAAAGUGUGUGUUCUCAAAACGCAAACGUCUGUCUUAUCAAUCUGAGGGUAGCAAUCUGUCGAUAUGUCAAUACUUACGUGUCUGUCUCUGUGUAUAUUAUGUGUGGCAAAAUGUGGACUUUGCUGUUUAAAAGCACCUGGAUUUUAAUCUGAAAAAAAAUAAUUAAAUAAAUCAUUUGCUGUGAAACUGAGCCUCCAACCUAAGCAGCAGCAGAAUGGGCUGUGCAUCAAGGGGAGCCUUUGUGACGUUUGGUUAGCCAAAGUGUCCUGUAAUUGGGUAUCAGAACUUGGCAGAGAUUCUACUUGUCAGAUAAUUAUCUAUCUACCUAUCUAUCUUAAUUAUUCUCUCCUAAUGAGAGAACUCUCUUUGUUUUGUACAGAAAUCAGCCGCGGGUGGUGUGGGUUCUGAAGCGUGGCCCGGUGACGGCUCUUCUUUGUAUCUGCACCUUGCUGGAGUGCGUCACUGAAUGUAAAUACUUGUGCUGGGCUGUGAUCCUUGUCAAUUGUAAUUUGGCUGGUAGAUUUUAGGCAAAAUGUUAAUCGAUCCCCUCUCUCCCCCUCCUCCUCUCCCCUCCCCCUCUCCCUCCUCCCCCUCUCCCUCCCCCCAUCCCCCUUCUCCCCCUCCCCCUCCUCCCUCUCCCUCUCCCCUCUCCCUCCUCUCCCUCUCCCCUCUCCCUCCUCUCCCUCUCCCUCCUCCCUCCUCCCCCUCCUCCCUCCCUCUCUCCCUCCUCCCUCUCCCUCUCCCCCCUCUCCCUCUCCCUCCUCCCUCCUCCCUCCUCUCCCUCUCCGUCUCCCCUCUCUGUCUCCCUCCUCCUCUCCCCUCUCCCUCUCCCUCCCCCUCCUCCUCUCCCCCUCUCCCUCCCCCUCCUCCCUCUCUCCCUCUCCCUCCCCCUCUCCCUCCCCCCCCCCCUCCCCUAGUUAGACACAGCUAGGUGAUCUUCAGUAGCUAGUUAUCUUUUUGAGAGAAAAAAAAUAAUACAUUUAUAUAUAUAUAUAUAUAUAUAAUCAAGUGAUUCUAAUGAAAAUGAUGAUUUUUAUUAUUAUAAUAAGAACACAUUGCAGUAUCUGUGUACCUUUAUUUUUUCUGGUUGGUAUGUUCAUUUUUUUAUACACACACACACACAUUAUAUAUCUAUAUAGAAUUGCAAAUGAUAAUAACGCAGUAAUCAUGUCACGGCUUGGAAUCCUAAUCUGUGGUCUUGUGAUUUCAUUAAAGGGAUUCUUGAUAUUGCU